Molecule: messenger RNA, 1119 nt
Organism: Morchella sextelata
Lineage: Eukaryota; Fungi; Ascomycota; Pezizomycetes; Pezizales; Morchellaceae
Exons: 5
Coding region: 1-1119 (372 amino acids)
Source: RefSeq, a predicted model, not a curated record
AUGCAAUCUGCCGCGAAAGUCCUUACGAGCUCUGAGAGCUUUAACCCUAUUUGCAUCUUUUAUGGAAUCAUUUAUCCAAUCUGCAAGACUCCAAUUGAAGAAAAUCAGUUUACAAGCCUUAUUGAUUGCAUAACAGGAUACCUACCUGAUCUCGCUGCGCAAAAGAAGGAAUCCGACUUUGAGUGUCCUGUGGAGAAGCAGUCGAGUGAUGUCGGGAAAUUCGCGGGCGAGGCGUCGAAGGGACUGUUGAGUAGUCUCGUCGACGUCCGUGAGGCUCCUGAACCCCAAGUAAACUCGAUCGCUCAUUCCAAUCGGUAUUGCGGGAUGAAGCCGAUAACCUCCGACGGAUCCCCAACUCCACCGCCACCUCCACCUCCACCUCUACCUCUACCUCUACCUCUACCUCUACCUCUACCUCUACCUCUACCUCUACCUCUACCUCUACCUCUACUCUACCUCUACCUCUACCUCUACCUCUACCUCUACCUCUACCUCUACCUCUACCUCUACCUCUACCUCUACCUCUACCUCUACCUCUACCUCUACCUCUACCUCUACCUCUACCUCUACCUCUACCUCUACCUCUACCUCUACCUCUACCUCUACCUCUACCUCUACCUCUACCUCUACCUCUACCUCUACCUCUACCUCUACCUCUACCUCUACCUCUACCUCUACCUCUACCUCUACCUCUACCUCUACCUCUACCUCUACCUCUACCUCUACCUCUACCUCUACCUCUACCUCUACCUCUACCUCUACCUCUACCUCUACCUCUACCUCUACCUCUACCUCUACCUCUACCUCUACCUCUACCUCUACCUCCGCCCCUCCUACCUGCCUCCACCUCCGCCCCUCCUACCUGCCUCCAUAUUGACACCUAUGCUAACGAGGCAUCAAACCGAGCACCGCACCGAGCACCGCACCGAGCACCGCCUCGAGCACCGCACCGAGCACCGCCUCGAGCACCGCACCGAGCACCUUUUCGAGCACCGUUUCGAGCACCUUUUCGAGCACCGUUUCGAGCACCGUUUCGAGCACGUUUUCGAGCACCGUUUCGAGCACCGUUUCGAGCACCGUUUCGAGCACCGUAUCGACCACUGGCGCAGGCGUAAGUAG